AUGAAGGGUGAUUAUCACCGCUACUUGGCGGAGUUUAAGACUGGAGCCGAGCGAAAAGAAGCCGUCGAAAAUACUCUCUCAGCUUACAAGUCGGCUCAGGACAUUGCAAGUGCUGAGCUUGGCCCAACACAUCCAAUCCGGCUUGGGCUAGCACUAAAUUUCUCAGUCUUUUACUAUGAAAUUUUGAAUUCUCCAGACUGUGAAGCGCAAAAGGCCCGUGAAGCACCACCGAACAACCAGACAAACUCUAGAAAUCGCGACUUCUUCAUCGCCAAGAAGGGAAUUGAUGAAUCAACUAAGACCUCAUGGGUACCUGACCCAGUGACCGGAUAUUAUCGACUAGAGAAUGAAGCCAAGGAGAUUGAUGCCGCUGAGUUGCGGGUGCAAAUCUUGAAGAACACAACAGUAGCCACUAAAUCGAAGAUAAGCUGGAUAUUCUACAAAAAAUCAGCAGUAAUAACAUGUUCGUCGCCUAAAGGAUUAUAA
Fraxinus pennsylvanica is the source of this 486-nucleotide messenger RNA. Lineage: Eukaryota; Viridiplantae; Streptophyta; Magnoliopsida; Lamiales; Oleaceae. The record is from the annotation of a GenBank genome assembly.